Molecule: messenger RNA, 3562 nt
Organism: Apis cerana (Asiatic honeybee)
Lineage: Eukaryota; Metazoa; Arthropoda; Insecta; Hymenoptera; Apidae
Product: shootin-1
Biological process (GO): positive regulation of neuron migration; neuron projection morphogenesis
Cellular component (GO): cell leading edge; cytoplasm; axonal growth cone
Source: RefSeq, a predicted model, not a curated record
GCACUCUCGGGAUCUUUCGACUUGUCUGCAACCUCCUGAGAUAACGUGACAUUACGGUCAGCCGUGCGAGCAGUAUGCGCGCGAACGUCGAAGAACGCGCACCUUCUUUCCUCUUUUCUAUCGUUCUUUGUUUCAUCGUUCAUCGAGUCCGUUCUUCCGUUAAAAAAAACUCUUUCCUCGUCGUAAAAUAUUAUUUGAUAUAUAUGAUAUAAUUUCUAAAAAUGCAGUGACGUGUCCAAUCGUGAUACACGCAUAUCGAUCAAAUAUACAGUGUCGAAUUUCGCAGUAUCUGUUAAAAUAAAAGAAGAAUGUGGGAGAUCGCGUCCAAAGGAAAGUGUAUACGGCGCAAAAAACAUCAUUUGACAGUACUUCAACAUCCACCAGCGCGAAACAGGAAAAGUGAAAGGAUUUCAUAGACUUCCCGUGUAGUCGAUCCGGCACGUGAUUCUGCCAUUCGUACGUGCAACCGUAAAAUUACUGUUCAACUGUUUUCUUGACCGACUUUGAAUCCCCUCUGGGGAAAGGUUUUAUAAUUCGGCGCGAACGGUUCGGCAACCAGAUCGAGAGUGAAACGAGACGCGUGGACCGAAUUGAAUCGAUCUUUCGUUCUAAUUUAAUCGAUUAACGUAAAUGGUGAAACGAAUAUACGAGGUGAUCGAUUGAAUCGCAAGUGGUAUGCACGCACGGAAAAGUGCAACGAUCCUACGUGACCAUCGACCUCCUGUAUUGAAGUUCGCAUGACACGGCACGUUUCGAAUUAUCAUUUUGCUCUUCCUCGACACGGUACGUCCGUUGUCGCCGUCCGAGUUCGCCAGACGCGAAGCUUGAAUUAAAAAUAGUUGGGAGCCGGUGCAAAAACAUCUUCGAUAUUUCCAUAAAACCGGUGGAAACACAGAUUUUCGUAAAUUCAAUUACUCGUAAAUUCAAUUAUUCGAUAGUAUUCGUCAUUCGAAUAUUUUCCGGAUAAUUCAUAAGCAUCUUCACCUGUCGUAUUGUUAUAAUUCGUUAGCGUUAGAAAUUACCAAGUAGCAUUCAUAAUAAUGAUUCAACUAUGCCAACAAGUUAGUCAGAGAUCAGUGUUCGAUCAACCGCGGACGAUAAAGAUAUACACGUUGUUGCCUGCGGGAAAAGUAACAGUAAAAAAUUUCUAAAAUCUACAAUCUACGAAUUUAACGAAUUUAGAGUCGUUAGGGGGCUUAUCUAAUCCAUUUAUCGAUAGAUUAUUCGAGAAUUUUUCUAAUAACCGUCGUCCAUGUCGUGCCAUUUACGAUCGUUCCCGACGUAAUUACGACGCAUUCCAACGAAUUAACUUCGAAAUAUUUGCGGGAGAUAUCUGGCUGCCUCCCACGAAGACCGACGACACGUGUCUUCGUAUUCUUCACGGAGUCGUAAGUGAAUACACGUUUCUCCGUUCCUCUUUCUUUCUUUUUCUCUUUUUAUACGUGACUAUCAAAUCGAACUGGUGUAAACAAAGUAAUAUCAUUGGAAAUUCGAUCGGGCAACUAGCUAGCAACAUCAACGAUGGAGUUCAGCACCAAUGAUAGGGAACAAUUGGACAAUGACAAUAUACGACAUGAAUAAAACGGAACUGAACAUCGUCUUAAGCGCCGAGCCGGCGAGGACAUCCUCGAGCGUAAUUCACUCACACAUUCCUGUGCCGAGGAUAUCGAAUGCAAUUAAAGCUCAAGAAAGGUGUCCUCCGUCCCGUAGAGGGUCCUUCGAAAAGCUGUCCCGAGGAGUGUCAGUCGCCGCUCAAAGGGCGUCCUUCGAGAAGCUCGACGCCUCCGUUCAGCAGCAACGGUGGAGGAACAAUAAUUUGUCGAGCUCGAGUAUCGAGAUGCGAAACUCGGCUGAGAAACUCUCCUCCCAGACCGGUGUUAAUAGCAAGACGAAUGAGCUGGUCGGUGUCGUGAAAUUGAACAGGAGCAAUAGCCUGGAGAGCAAGUGGAAGAACAAAUACGAGGAGUCGGAGAAGAGAAGGAAAUUGUUGCUACAGAAGAGCGAGACCGCAAGUAAGGAAUAUGCGGACUUGGAGAAAAAAUAUCAACAAUUGCAGAGACAAAAUGGUACUUUGCAGUCGCAAGUUCAGGAAAAAGAACAGAAACUUCAGAAAUUACGAACAGUGUCUGAAGCAGUGUGCAAAGAGUACGAGCAAUUGAAGCAUCAAUAUGACGUUGAAACUGGUGCUAUGCAUAAAGCUAUGCAACAAGCGUCACAGUGGUAUAGGCAAAAUCGCGAAUUGAAAAGAAGAUCACAGAUUAUAACACAGAAAUUCUUGCAAACAAAUCCGGAAGAUUCGUUGGAUCUUGAGUUAUCGGACGAAGUUGACUCGAAUUUCGAAGAUUUCGAUCAGUUGAGAGAAACGGUGAAAGAAUUAAGUAAAGAGAUAGCAAGGCUUCAGACAGAAUUGCAUUCCGCUCGUCUUCAAGAAUUUGAAGCUCAAGAACAGGUUACGCAUUUGACCACGCAGUUGGACGAGGAAAGAACUCUCAGGCAAAAAUGUGAAGAGAAAGUAAACGAGAUGAAAGUUCAAAAGGACAACAUGGAAAGGGUAACAAAGAUGGUUGCGGAGGAAGUGCAAGCAUUGAAGGCGCAAUGCGAUCGUGAAAGGGAGAAUGCGAAGAUUAUGAAGAUAGAGGCAGAAAGGGUGCAAAAAGAAAGAAAUGUUCUGGCUCAUCAGAGUGCACUUUUGAUGGCGGAAGUUGGCGACGACCCUAAUGGAAGAUUAUUAACUGUUCUUCAAGAAGUAGAAUCUUUGAAAAGAUUAUUGGAGGAGGAGCAACAGAAUCAUGCCUCUCAAAUACAAAUGUUAGAGGAGAAAUUGGAGGAGAAAGAAUCUAACGUCGAAUUCGAAAUAGUAGAGGAAAAGUUAAAGCUGGCCGAGUCGGAACUGGAAGUUGUAACGCAAAGGGCAGAAAGGGCAGAGAAGUCAGUGGAAACUCUGGAAGGAGUGGUUCAAACUUUGAAGGCAAAAAUCAGUGAACUGGAAGAGAAACUUUCCAGGCCACCACCACCCCCUUUGCCUCCACCUCCACCACCACCAAUGUUCAACAACAGUGGACAAUCGUCGAUUAAGUUGCUGACGAAAGAAAAAAUGAAUUCGGAACGAAACGCGGUGACUGAUAUGGAAAAUAUGCUUGGAAUUACGAAAAAAACACCAACAGUUGCGCAACAACCUGCUAUCGAUGAUAUUAUUAAUCAAAUAAAAGGUGGACGAUUCACAUUGAAGCAAACAGAUAAGCAAAGAGAAGAGGAAAGAAGAAGACGACAAGAAGCGGAAAGCGCGCCACCAGCAGUUUCAGAAAUGUUAAAUAUUUUGGGCACUAUGAGACGAAGAGCUAAGCCAAUAAAGCAAUUAUUGAAAGAUUCACCAACAUAAAAGUAGAUGCUGUUAGUAAUGCGAAAAAUAUUUGUUUGUAACUCUCAGGCACAAGUUACAUGUUAUUGUUAAAAUAUUAAUCGCGAUACAUAUUUUUUUUAAACAAUAAUUUGUUUUAUGACUCUACUGUUUAUAUUAUUUAUUUAGUAAGACAAUAAAUUUUUUACGAUUGAAUAAAAUUAA